CCAGGUGGCCCUUCCGCAAUCGGAGCCCUCUUAGGGCAAAGGUGGUAUACACCUGCCCAAAGGGCCCGGGCUCACAGAGGCUGCGGGAUGGAGCGGGGCGCGGGAGCCAAGCUGCUUCUGCUGCUGUGGGCGACGUGCUUUGGGCGUGCAAGAGCAGAUGCGUCGAGCGGCUGCACAUUGGUCAUCGAGGUGACCAGCGGGCGCCCCUGGGGUGACUGGGCCUGGCCAGAGAUGUGUCCUGACGGAUUCUUCGACAGCGGGUUCUCGCUCAAGGUGGAGCCCCCCCGCCAAGGCAUUCCUGGCGACGACGCGGCUCUGAACGGAAUCCGGCUGCACUGCGCGCGCGGGAAUGCGGAGCUCAACACGCACGUGGUGGGGCGCGUGGAGUGAGGCGCUGUGGUGUCCCGGCGGCGGCUUCCUGGUGGCUUUCUCGCUUCGCGUGGAGGCACCCGUGACCCCCGGGGACAACACGGCUGCGAACAACGUGCGCUUCCGCUGCUCCGACAGCACGGAGCUGCAGGGGCCCGGUCUGUCCUGGGGAGACUUUGGAGACUGGAGUGAGCCUUGCCCUAAAGGAGUGUGCGGCUUGCAGACCAAGAUCGAGCAGCCUAGAGGCCUCCGCGAUGACACCGCUGUUAACGACGCGCGCUUUUUCUGCUGCCGCAGUUGACACCAUCGCCGCCCUCUCCCAGCCCAAGCCUAGUCCCACCUCCGCUAUUAAAGCUUCUCUGUCUUG
Physeter macrocephalus (sperm whale) is the source of this 736-nucleotide messenger RNA. RefSeq names its product vitelline membrane outer layer 1 homolog (gene VMO1). The record is from RefSeq and is a predicted model, not a curated record. Lineage: Eukaryota; Metazoa; Chordata; Mammalia; Artiodactyla; Physeteridae.